Andrographis paniculata is the source of this 1163-nucleotide messenger RNA. RefSeq lists its product as uncharacterized. Bases 722 to 1123 code for a protein of 133 amino acids. The transcript has 2 exons. NCBI's taxonomy places the organism in Eukaryota, Viridiplantae, Streptophyta, Magnoliopsida, Lamiales, Acanthaceae. The record is from RefSeq and is a predicted model, not a curated record.
GUUCAGCGAUACGGUUCCGUGCCAAUUGAAACCCAUUUAGCACAAACAGCAUACAAUACAUGAUAACAAACAUACAAUAUGAUAUACUAUUAAUUUUCAAUACAAAGAAAUAUAUAUAUAUAUAUAUAUAAACUGCAUAGUGCUUCUAAUAAAAUACAACGUUAGUGCGCUUACUCGAUCAAGUUAAAUUAAUAUUCAAGAAUUUAUUAAUGAUUCGUGUAUUGUUGGAGAGACUGUCUUUCUGUAUUCCCAUCACACAGGCAUUAAUUAACAUAUAGAUACAAUUUGACUGUAUCCAUUUGUCUUGAGUACUGACUUGUCUAGAUUCCUCAAACGCGGUUUAUACCCAAAUAAGGCGUUUAUUGACUUGGAAAAUAUAAUACUCCACUAAUAAUCAUCAUAAGAAGAAGAAGAAGAAGAAGAAAACGGACGCACGUGACCUCUCUCACUAAUAUAUAAAUUUCAGUAUUUAAAGUCUCAUUUAAUUUCAAUAACAUGAAUCUAAUCGGGAAAACAACUCACCUGCAUACAAAAACAGGCACAUAUUCUAUGUAUUCUCUGCCAUUUGGAGAAGACUUGUAGACCUCUCUUUCCCAUUGUCUUUCCACGUUGACCACUUACAUACAUACUUAUAUAUAUACAUAUAUAUAUAUGUGUGUGUGUGUCCUAGUUAAUACCUCCAUUGUCAAACAAUCCAAGAACUAGCAGAAGAUAAUCACACAUGGAGUUUCAGAGCUACUUGAAUAAAGAAAUGCACAAAGAGGAUGACUUUCAAGAAGGAGAUGAUGAUUUCUACAAUGAGCUUAGAAAACAGGUUAUGCAGUUAACAGCUGACGAUGAUGACGAUGAAGAUGAAAGAGAUGGAGAUGGAGAUCUCGUAGAUGAGAUAUUCAAGGCCCGGAAUCGGGGCCUGUGUUCCGGCCUUCCGGCCGGAUAUUAUCACAAGUGGGAUGUGAGUAAACAGGAAUGUGCUGUACCAGCACCUGUUUGGAUGAUCAACAUGAGAAAAACUGGAAAUGGGACAGGUGUUUUCAUACCACAAGCAGUCUACUCUAGAAGAAGAAGAAACAGAUCAAGAAAGAAGAAUAACAGAGCAAACAAGAGAGUGGAAGGGAUGAACUAACUGAUCAAUUUAUAUAUAUAUAUAUAUAUAUAUUUACCAU